Messenger RNA from Cornus florida, 870 nucleotides. Its product is annotated as myb family transcription factor PHL5-like. The record is from RefSeq and is a predicted model, not a curated record. Gene Ontology annotation, molecular function: DNA-binding transcription factor activity. The transcript is spliced from 4 exons. Lineage: Eukaryota; Viridiplantae; Streptophyta; Magnoliopsida; Cornales; Cornaceae. The coding region runs from base 400 to 630 and encodes 76 amino acids.
UCAUUAGACAAAGCAUAGCUGUUGAAACUUAUGUUAAAAGAAAAGACAAAAUUUUCUUAAAGCUAGUAGUUAUCUAUGAAAGAUUUGUCUUUUUCUGAAUGUAAUUAUUUUUUUUAACAUUGGUUUUGUCAAAAACAUCAUUAAUUGUUCAUAUAAUCUAUAUAUCCACCUAAAAGAAUAAUUAAAAGGCAUGCAUAAGCCUGUGGAUAUAUACAUCUAAGUCUUGGAGCAUAUAGGAAGGAAUUUUGCUACAGAAAAUUCAAAUUUCAACAUAUUUUUGUUGUUUAUCUAUCCGGCCGAUCAAUCUUCCUCCUUUUCCUGAUUCCAUGCGUAGUUUUCCUCUUCGUACUUUCUAAGGAAUGCAAUAAAAAGCAAAAUAUCGAACUGAAAAAUACAUACAUGGCAGAAUCUGGCGAAGCAAGUGGCAUGCAAAUCAAGGAGGCACUUCAAGUGCAGCUGGAUGUCCAGAGGCGUCUUCACGAGCAAUUAGAGAUACAGCGAAACUUGCAGUUGAGGAUUGAGGAACAAGGGAGGCAACUCAAGAUGAUGUUUGAUAUUCAGGAUUCGAAUAUCGAAUGGCCAGAUGAUCCACCUGUUGAUAGUGCGACUGAUCGCACUUCUCAGAAUUAGUGCGACUCGUCGAACUUCUUUAGCACUCUGCAAUCUUCAAGGAUUUUGAAAUGCAUCCCAACACCACCAACCAGUCUUCAAGAUAUAAGUUAAUUAGCUGUCAUAGCAUCACAACUGAUCAGACUUUCAUAAACAUAAAGGUUUUGUGACAAUGUAAGAAUAAUGACUUCAAAUGGAAACAGUGUACUUGGGUUUUGCCCUUUUCUGUUCUGAUUUUACUUAUUAAUGAAGAUUUUUACU